GCCUCGUUUCUCUCUGUCCUGAUUGGUGCGGCAGGACUCGUCCCGCGCUCUCCGGUAUUUAAGGAGGUUUUCCGCUGCUGGAGACACAGUUUCUCUUGACACCAGUUCCAGAAAGACAUUAUCAACAUGAGUGGCCGCGGAAAGACCGGAGGGAAAGCCAGAGCGAAGGCCAAGACCCGCUCCUCCCGUGCAGGACUGCAGUUCCCAGUGGGUCGUGUCCACAGACUGCUGCGUAAAGGCAACUACGCUCAGCGCGUCGGUGCCGGCGCCCCCGUCUACCUGGCGGCUGUGCUGGAGUAUCUGACCGCUGAGAUCCUGGAGCUGGCUGGAAACGCUGCCCGCGACAACAAGAAGACCCGCAUCAUUCCCCGUCACCUGCAGCUGGCUGUCCGCAACGACGAGGAGCUCAACAAACUGCUGGGGGGGGUCACCAUCGCUCAGGGCGGCGUGCUGCCCAACAUCCAGGCGGUGCUGCUGCCCAAGAAGACCGAGAAGGCCGCCAAGGCCAAGUAA
This is a messenger RNA of Cololabis saira (Pacific saury), 513 nucleotides long. Its product is annotated as histone H2A-like. Bases 127 to 513 code for a protein of 128 amino acids. Gene Ontology annotation, cellular component: nucleosome. The transcript has a single exon. The record is from RefSeq and is a predicted model, not a curated record. Gene Ontology annotation, molecular function: structural constituent of chromatin; protein heterodimerization activity; DNA binding. NCBI's taxonomy places the organism in Eukaryota, Metazoa, Chordata, Actinopteri, Beloniformes, Belonidae.